AUGAGUUCUCAAAACUUCCCGGCUCGCAACGUCUGUUUCGCCUUUUCAACCAUCCACCUUCCAUCUGAAACGAUUCUCAACACGUCACCCUCAGAGCCGCAGCGCGACCUCGUAUCCCGCGACUGGAUCUACUCCCCCAGAUCCAAUAUCCCCAUCGCUAGCGACAAAGGCUGGUUCACCUCCCUAGUACCCUUCCAAAGCCAAGUCACACACACCACCUCCGAAAGCAGCUCACCCGUCACCCUCGCCGUCUCAGGCAUCGGAGAAGUUUCCGUCAACACCAAGCAGAACACACGCUGCAAAGAACACCCCUAUGAACCAGGCACCUCGACCGAUUUUACCUUGAGGAUCAGACGCCCUGUUUUGCUCGUGCCCGACUUUUGGCUACAACAUCCUGACGCACAGUGUCCAUCGUUCGGACAGUAACUUGCACGGAGAUGACGGGCGGCAUUCUGUCUCGUCGCUGGGACCUGGCGGGGGUUUUCAUUGGGGCUGGUACGAGCAGGUGAUGCGGAUGAUGUGGGAUCAGUUUGGAAUAGACCCUCAAAAUGUCGAGACGAGAGGCAGCAAAGAGACCAGAGAUGCCGCCGCCGCCCCCGGG
Podospora pseudopauciseta is the source of this 601-nucleotide messenger RNA. RefSeq lists its product as uncharacterized. The transcript has 3 exons. The coding region runs from base 1 to 426 and encodes 141 amino acids. Lineage: Eukaryota; Fungi; Ascomycota; Sordariomycetes; Sordariales; Podosporaceae. The record is from RefSeq and is a predicted model, not a curated record.